GGCCGCGCCGCCAGCUGAACCCCGCGCGCCCGGCCCAGCGCCCCGGCUCUGCGCAAGAAGCCCCCCGGCGCCCACACCAUGAAGGAGGAGGCCUUUCUGCGAAGACGCUUCUCACUGUGCCCGCCUUCGGCUGCCCCGCAGAAGGCCGACCCCCAGAGGCUCACCCGGAACCUGCUCCUCGGGGGGGAGAAUGAGCUCUGCCCUCUCAGCCCAGGGAAGGACAUGGAGCCCAAUGGCUCGUCGCUGCCGAGGGAUGAAGGGCCCCCGACCCCUGGCUCUGCCACGAACUUGCCACCGGCAGAGUACAGGCUGUGCAAUGGGUCUGACAAGGAAUGUGUGUCCCCAACGGCCAAGGUUACCAAGAAGGAAACUCUCAAGGUGCAGAAGGAGAACUACCGGCAGGAGAAGAAACGGGCCACGAAACAGCUGCUCAGCGCCCUGACGGACCCCCGCGUGGUCAUCAUGGCCGACAGCCUGAAGAUCCGAGGGACCCUGAAGAGCUGGGCCAAGCUGUGGUGCGUGCUGAAGCCUGGGGUGCUGCUCAUCUACAAGACGCCCAAGGCGGGCCAGUGGGUGGGCACGGUCCUCCUGCACUGCUGCCAGCUCAUCGAGCGGCCGUCCAAGAAGGACGGCUUCUGCUUCAAGCUCUUCCACCCGCUGGACCAGUCCAUCUGGGCCGUGAAGGGCCCCAAAGGCGAGAGUGUGGGCUCCAUCACGCAGCCCCUCCCCAGCAGCUACCUGAUCUUCAGAGCGGCUUCGGAGUCCGACGGCCGCUGCUGGCUGGACGCCCUGGAGCUGGCCCUACGCUGCUCCAGCCUCCUGCGGCUCAGCGCGUGCAAGCAGGGCUGCGACCAGGAGCCCGGGUCCUCGCCCGACGGGUCGCCCUCCUCGCUCUGUGGGCUGCCCCCCUCGGCUACCAUCCACGACCAGGACCUGUUCCCGCUGAACGGGCCCACGCCGGAGCACGAUGCUUUCUCCGACAAGGAGCGAGAGGUCGGGGAGGAGUCAGACGAGACCCAGGACCUCAGCCAGAAGACCCACGAGAGCGGGAGUGACCUGUCCGAGGCCCCUGGGGCUCCGGCCCCUCGAGGGACCACGUACGUGGAGCAAGUCCAUGAGGAGCUGGGGGAGCUGGGCGAGGCGUCCCAGGUGGAGACCGUGUCCGAGGAGAACAAGGGCCUGAUAUGGGUGCUGCUGAGGCAGCUGCGGCCGGGCAUGGACCUGUCCCGGGUGGUCCUGCCCACGUUCGUGCUGGAACCUCGGUCCUUCCUCAGCAGGCUCUCCGACCACUACUGCCACGCCGACCUGCUCUCCCGGGCCGCACUGGAGGAAGACGCCUACGGCCGCAUGAAGCUCGUGCUGAGGUGGUACCUGUCUGGCUUCUACAAGAAGCCCAAGGGCAUCAAGAAGCCCUACAACCCUAUCCUGGGGGAGACCUUCCGCUGCAGCUGGUACCACCCCCAGACCAACAGCUUCACCUUCUACAUCGCGGAGCAGGUGUCCCACCACCCACCAGUAUCCGCCUUCCACGUCAGCAACCGGAAGGACGGCUUCUGCAUUAGCGGCAGCAUCACAGCCAAGUCCCGGUUCUAUGGCAACUCACUGUCAGCUCUGCUGGAGGGCAAGGCCACACUCACCUUCCUGGACCGGGCGGAGGACUACACCCUCACCAUGCCCUACGCCCACUGCAAAGGAAUCCUGUACGGCACCAUGACCAUGGAGCUGGGCGGCGGAGUGACCAUCGCGUGCGAGAAGAGCAGUCUCCGGGCCGAGCUGGAAUUCAAGCUCAAGCCUUUCUUCGGGGGCAGCGCGAGCAUCAACCAGAUCUCGGGGAGGAUCACGUCGGGAGAGGAGGUGUUGGCACAUCUUUCUGGACACUGGGACAGGGAAGUGUUUAUCAAGGAGGAGGGGCGAGGAAGCUCCGAGCUCCUCUGGAACCCCAGCAGGGAGGUUCGCGGGCAGAGGCUGAAGCGGCGCACGGUGCUCUUGGAGGAACAGACGGAGCUGGAGUCGGAGAGGCUCUGGCAGCACGUCACCAGGGCCAUCAGGGAGGGUGACCAGCACAAGGCCACACAGGAGAAGUUUUUCCUGGAGGAGGCGCAGCGGCGGCGGACCCGUGAGCACCAGCAGAGCCCAGCACCGUGGACGCCCCAGCUGUUCCACCUGGACCCCGCCACCCAGGAGUGGCGCUACCGAUUCGAGAACCACAGCCCUUGGGACCCCCUGAAGGACAUCGCCCAGUUUGAGCAGGACGGGGUUCUGCGCACCCUGCAGCGGGAGAGCUUAACCCAUCAGGUCCGCUUGGUGGGCAGCCCAGGGCCCCGGCACCAGGCGCCUGGCGCAGACCGGCGGCUUCGCAAGGCCAGCGACCAGCCCUCCGGCCACAGCCAGGCCACGGAGAGCAGCGGCUCCACGCCCGAGUCCUGCCCGGAGCUCUCGGAUGAGGACGGAGAUUUGGUCCCCGGCAGCGAGAGCCCGUGCCCGCGGUGCGGGAAGGAGGCUGGGCGGCUGCAGGCGCUGCAGGAGGCCAUCCUGUCCCUCCGGGAGGCCCAGCAGGAGCUCCACAGGCACCUCUUGGCCAUGCUCAGCUCCACCGCGAGGGCCAGGCAGGCGGGGGCCCCCGGCCUCCUGCAGAGCCCCCGCUCCUGGUGCCUGCUCUGCGUGCUCCUGGUCUGCCAGCUGCUCAUGAACCACAUCCUCACCUAAGAGUCCUUCGUGGUGGCGUGGCCAUCGCCUGCAGAGCUCGGCCAGCUCCGCCCUCCUCCCCAGCACCCAGCACUUUAAACCAGCCCCGGGAAGCGGAGAGAUGCCGUGAGCUCGGCCACUGUGGACAGAGGGUCCCCAGCAGCAAGAGGACAGCGGAGGGGACCUGGGGGCCGCCCGGCUCCUCUUGGGGGGGCACUGUCCUCUCAGCAGGGCCCUCACCCUGCGCUGGCCUUAAUGCUCAAGCCCAGUGCCCCUGUUGUGUGUGGCACAGUCCCUGGUCAUCUGGCCUCUCACUCCAAGCCCAGCUUCCACGUGGGAUGGACACAGGUCGGGGGCAGGAGGGCCUGCCAGGAUUGGACCACCAAGCCCGGGACUGUCCUGACCCGCCUCCUGGGAUUUUACUCUGCCCUCGUGCUGUUUGGACCGGAGCCAGGUUAGAAGGGAAGCCGCCCUGCAGGCCCCGCAGGCUGGGAGGGAAUGGGCGGUCUCUAUUGCAGGUGCCUCUGCAAAGCGGCCCAGUACUCGCAGACUUGCCACUGGACUCAGACCGACGUGUGGUCUCCCCACUUUUUAAAUAAACGUUAACUGCAAUAUUUUAGGCAGACGGCGAGCAGCGUCUGGCCUCCGUUCCUGUGUCCAGUGCCACGUGUGUGUGCGCGCACGCGUGUAAGCACCUGCACACGUAGGUACACACGGAGCCUUAAACUUGGUGGCCAUGCCCUCUGAGCUGAUUGCCACAUUUUCCAGAUUUUGUAUCCAUGGUCUUGUCGUCCCUUCCCCCGCCACU
Messenger RNA from Molossus molossus (Pallas's mastiff bat), 3493 nucleotides. RefSeq names its product oxysterol binding protein like 5 (gene OSBPL5). Lineage: Eukaryota; Metazoa; Chordata; Mammalia; Chiroptera; Molossidae. Gene Ontology annotation, molecular function: sterol binding. Gene Ontology annotation, cellular component: membrane; intracellular membrane-bounded organelle; cytosol. Gene Ontology annotation, biological process: phospholipid transport. Bases 79 to 2706 code for a protein of 875 amino acids. The transcript has 22 exons. The record is from RefSeq and is a predicted model, not a curated record.